Molecule: messenger RNA, 348 nt
Organism: Emiliania huxleyi CCMP1516
Lineage: Eukaryota; Haptophyta; Isochrysidales; Noelaerhabdaceae
Exons: 2
Coding region: 1-348 (115 amino acids)
Source: RefSeq, a predicted model, not a curated record
AUGAGGAGGCUGGAGAAGAAGGCGGCUCAGGCGUCAGCGGAGGGCUGGGCGGCGGAGGUGGCGAGGGCCGAGGAGCUCUACGAGGAGCUGCGCGAGCGCGCGCCCCAGCACUGCCGCCGUGGCGGCAAGUGGGCGCGCGAGAAGUUCGUGAUGGCGGUGCAGGGAGAGUUCCCGCGCGCGCGAGGGGCAGGCGUUCCCAAGGGGACGGUCCUGUGCCUCGGCAGGGUGCUCGACGCGCACGAUGAGCAGGAUGACGCGGAGGGUGGGCACCGGGACUGGGAGGAGGACCCGCUCGGGUUCGACACCAACCCGAUGCUGCUCCGCGCCAUGUGCAUGGCGUUCGAGUGA